Messenger RNA from Anneissia japonica, 1828 nucleotides. RefSeq names its product GRAM domain-containing protein 4-like. The record is from RefSeq and is a predicted model, not a curated record. Lineage: Eukaryota; Metazoa; Echinodermata; Crinoidea; Comatulida; Comatulidae. The transcript has 4 exons. Gene Ontology annotation, biological process: apoptotic process; negative regulation of toll-like receptor 9 signaling pathway. The coding region runs from base 48 to 524 and encodes 158 amino acids.
UUGUAAAUGUAGCCGGCACCAGACCAACCCCCUCCUCAACAUCACAGAUGUUAGAGUCAACAUCCCAAGGAGACAACUUCAAGAAUUUUAAAGAUGUUUUUAAGCUACGAAAUUCUGAAUGUCCUCUUCAAGGCUGGGAGGAUGGAAAGAGAGCUACAUUGAUUCAAAAAGAGAAGGCUAUUGCUGCAGCAUUUCGAGGUGGCAAACUCUACCUUACUAAAAGCUACCUUUGCUUCUGGCGCUCCAGAGUCUUCUCCCAAAAAAAUAUAACAAUUCCUCUAUGUGAUGUCACCAAAUUGGAAAAGAUGAAGCCUUUCAGCUUUCUCCCUGGGUCAGGGAUGUCGAUUGAGAUUCAUGUUUCUUCGGUUGAAAAGCCAUACGUAUUUGGUGCCAUCAUAAACCGAGAUGAGGUGUUUAAUCAGAUUUUACAAGUGGCACAAGCGGCGCAGUUAGCGUGGGCCAAAGAGGGCGGAUCUGAGGAGGAGCAUGCUCCAAGUGAUGAUGAUGCGGAUAUUAGUGAUUAAGGUUAGAAGAGAUGUUAGCAGUUGUAUAUUAGAUAAAUUGUCAGUUACUGAUGAAGUGGAGAUGAAUAUUUUGCAAUAUUUAUAAGUUAAUUAAGUUAAUAAAAUAAUACGUAAAAUUAUCAGGAUGUAAAGCCCAAGACUGAUAAAAAUCAAAUAUAAUCUCUACCACUAAGGAUCACUUACCACAGCUGUAUAAUGGUGCCAUAAUUAGCCUAGAUAAGGAACCGAGAAGGAGCAAAGUGGGAGAAUAUUGCUUUUAUUUUUGUUGUUUAUGUUAUUUGUCAAUUCAUUGCAACCAUAAUAAUUAGUGAAUGAAUCUGAUUGCGGUUAAUUAUGGCAGAAUGCAAAUGAUGAUAAGAAGACUGAGCGGGAUUGCUCAGACAACAAGAGCACCCGUCCUGAUACUCCAUUGAUCAUUAUUAUCACCACCAAUACCACCACCACCAAUAUGAUAAAAUGUUUGCAAAAAAUUUGUGAACAUCAAAUUCAAUAAAUAUUGAAAUUAUAUAGAGACUAUAAAUUCUGUUUCUCUACUUUCUAAUUUAUUUACAUAUCUUUUAUUACACAAACCCCCAUAUUUUCCAACUUUAUUAUACACUGUUUUAAACUCAAUAUCUUUCUUAAUUAUUAGUUAGUUGUGAACAAUUAAUUAAUAUUUUGCCCAAUGAAAUAUUUUUACUUAAAAUGUAUAAAGUAGUUGUUGUAAGAUGAAGAUUUGUGAAUACUUGAAUGCAAAUAUAUAAGCAGUGAUUUUUGUAUAAAAAAUAUUUUUUAAAAGUGCAUUAAUAGUUAAUUGAAAGUAGAUUUUAUUUAGCAUGAAAUGGUGAAUUUUUUAAAUCAACCCUGAACUUGUUUCACAAAUAUAUAGUUAGCUAUUUAGUAGUUUUCAUUAACCAGAUCUAUAUUUGAUAUUUAUAAAUGUGAUUAUAAAAUAAUGUAAUCUAUAUUGGUGAACAUUUAUCUGAUAGCUUACUAGUAUUUGUGCUAAGAAAAUCAAAUUUCAUUUCAAUACAUGUUGUAUAACAUGUUAAACAUAUUUACAUACUGAUAGUUGUAGAAUCAUAUACUUAAUAAAUAUUACCUAGUAAUUUAUUAUUAUCUUUCCCUCAGUUUUUUUUUUGCUGUCUUGUUUGCCAAUGCAUCCUUUUCAUAUAGAUCUACAUAUAUUUCAUUAGGCACACAGUAUAAAGCCAUAAAACCAACGAACAGCGAUAUCCGCAGUAACCAGAGAUGUAGUAAUCAAAAAUUGAAAUGAUGUAAGAACAUUUCUCUUAUUAACUGGUGCAGCUUGAUUACACAGUAUA